CUACUACUUCCUGUUUACGUUUUCAUGUGACGUCACACGACUGACAUUCUUCUCUGUUCGAACAGGUCGCUCACCAAAUUCGUGGAACAACAAACUUGUGCCACGUCAGGACUUCCUUUCUAGCUAACUAACGCAUAUGACAGCUGUUUAGGGUAAACUGCAUACGACUUUUGGCACUCGGUGAGCUUUACCGAAUACAUUGCUCGCAUGUUUUGGACGAAUCAAAAGUCAGUAUUGGCUAGUGUUAGCUGGAUGUGCGUGUGUCAGCUGUCUCUCCUAAACAGACGCGACCUACAUUUUGAGUCCAUUUGACUUGUUAAAAUGGAGAACAAAUAUAACCUCAAGAGUCCAGCUGUAAAGAGGCUGAUGAAGGAGGCUGCUGAACUGAGGGACCCCACAGAGCACUACCACGCCCAGCCACUGGAGGAUAAUCUGUUUGAGUGGCACUUCUCUGUCCGCGGACCCCCAGACUCGGAUUUCGACGGUGGGGUUUACCACGGCAGGAUCGUGCUGCCCCCGGAAUACCCCAUGAAGCCCCCCAGCAUCAUUCUACUCACACCCAAUGGGAGAUUCGAGGUGGGGAAGAAGAUCUGUCUGAGCAUCUCCGGCCACCACCCAGAGACAUGGCAGCCAUCUUGGAGCAUCAGAACGGCACUAAUAGCUAUAAUCGGAUUCAUGCCAACCAAAGGAGAGGGUGCAAUCGGAUCUCUUGAUUAUACCCCAGAGGAGAGGAGAGCCCUUGCCAAAAAAUCACAGGACUUCUGCUGUGAGACUUGUGGCUGCUCCAUGCACUUAGCCCUCCUGUCUCCCUCCCCCACAAACCCCAGCCCAGAGGACCAAGAGGACCAAGAGCUUGCCCAGCAGAUCAACUUCAAGGCAGAGUCCAGGCAGGGCAGUGAGAGCACAGGGGCAGAGAGUGAGCCCCCCACAGAACCCCAGGGAGAGACAUCCUCCUCGGGGAGACAGGAGGAAGAGGAGAACGCCCAGGCUGAGCAGGCCGAGGCGGCUCCACCUCCCAGUGAGGAGGAGACGAGUCCACCAGCCCCCAGCACCCACCAGCGCCGGGCCCAGCAGCAACAGAGAGACCAGAUAGAGCCCCCCAGCAGGCCCACUUUCCCCCACACCGCCGCCCCCCACCCUCCUCAGGACACCAGCCAUACGGGCUCUGUGGUGCUCAUCGUGGUGCUCGCCCUGCUCCUGGCUGCCCUCAUCUUCCGCAGGGUCUACCUGACCAACGAGUACAAGUUUGACUACGAGCUGUGACAAAACUAACCUUAUCCUCCCCAGCCCCACCACCCCCCUGAGUCGAGUGAGUCAACCGCCCCUCCUAUCACCUGACCUGACACCCUAGCUGGCAACAAACUGACUUUCUCUUUACCGUGGGCUUCAAAGAGGGCUUGGUUUACAAUGAGGGUAACUUUCAUUCCUGUGGAGGAUGGGGUUGACUCACCACCACAACACCUCCCGAGGUGUCUUCUAUUACUUUGAACUGACUCUAGAGUGUACUAAAUUUUUUAGAAUGGGAGUAUUGUAUCUAAACCUCCCCAGAGGGGAGACACUGUAUCAGACCUGGGUUCAAAUACUAUUUAAAAUCUUUCAAAUACUUUGUUUUUGCUCUAGCCUGCCUGGGAUGCCAGUUGUUUUUUGUUUUGGAAUUAUUAUAUUGGGACAUGUAGCCAGGCAAGCUCAAGCAACCACAGAUAAAGUAUGUGAAAUUAUUUCAAAUCAUAUUUGAACCCAGGUCUGCUCUAGCUCUCCUUUUUAAUUUGUCAGGCAUCUGUUUAUCAUAGGAAUUGCUGAUUUGCUCUCAAUAUUUAAACAAGACAAUACUGUCAUAUAACAUGUAAACAAUGAAGGCUAUUAAAUUGUUUGUCUCAAAAUUAUUAUUUAAUUGUGCAAAGGGAAGCUACAUGAUUAACAUUUUGUAUACAGAUAAGAUGCUAACAAUUUCUGCUGAACUGUUAUGUCGUUUACAUAUCUGACUGCCUAGCCAAUGCUCUGGCUGUUCCUACUUUGCAAUAGCAGAUACAACCUAGCUAGUAUACAUACUCUGUCAAUCUUAUAGCCUGAGUGCCAGUCUGUUUCUGCUCUCUUGCCAACUGCUUGUCACUCAAUUUCAUGAGCUUAAAGGAAAGGGAGAUUUUAAGAGACUGUACGACUAUAGCCUAUCUUUUGAAGUCCUCAAAAGAAAUAGGAUUGGGGACUAAUGCAGAGGUUUAAAUGUUGUGUGCACAUUUUACUUCAGAGCAAAUAAAAUGACCAGAAUAGGGCCUCUAAGUUAGAAACAUCUAAGACAGCUUGAUUCAUGUCUCAAGAUGUAAUUUAGACAUAUAUCCAUCUCUUCAGACUGUAUUUGAACCAUACAUACAGUAGGUUUGAACAUUGUAUCAGAAAAUAAAUGCCUUGGAAUUUAUUUUUUUCUUUCUCUGUCAUGACGGCUGGCUGAAAGUAACACUUAGUUAUCCAUCUCUGCGCAAACCAUUAAGUAAUCUGGAGAGUUGAAACACAUGUACACAUAAAGGAUCAGAUUUCAUCAUCCAGUAAGUUUUAUCUAAAAGAUGUACAGUGCAUUUGAAAGUAUUCAGACCUUGACUUCUGACAUUUUGUUAAGUUUCAGCCUUAUUCUAAAAUGUAUUCAAUUGUUUUUUUCCCUCAUUGAUCUACACACACUACCCCUUAAUGACAAAGCAAAAACAGAGUUUUAGAAAUGCUUGCAAAUUUACUUAAAUGAUGCAUUUAUAUAAGUAUUCAGACCCUUUACUCAGUACUUUGUUGAAGCACCUUUGGCAGCGAUUUAAAGCUUCAAGUCUUCUUGGGUAUGACGCAAGAUUGGCACACCUGUAUUAGGGGAGUUUCUCAUUCUUUGCAGAUAUUCUCAAGCUCUGUCAGGUUGGAUGGGGAGUGUCGCUGCACAGCUAUUUUCAAAUCAAACUUUGUCACAUGUGCCGAAUACAAGUGUAGACCUUACCGUGAAAUGCUUUAUACAAGCCCUUAACCAACAGUGCAGUCCAAGAAGAGUUAAGAAAAUAUUUAAGUAAACUGAAGUAAAAAAAAAAAUCUAAAGGAACACCAGUCUGUGUGCGGGGGUACAGGUCAGAGGUGAUUUGUACAUGUAGGUAGGGGGGGAAGUAACUAUGAAGCUGUUAAGCAGCCUUUUGGUCCUAGACAUGGUGCUCCGGUACUGCUUGCUGUGCGGUAGCAGAGAAAACAGUCUAUGACUGGAGUCUCUGUCAAUUUUAUGGGCUUUCCUCUGACACCCCAGUGAUGUACUGGGCCGUACACACUAUCCUCUGUAGCGCCUUACGGUCAGAUGACGAGCAGUUGCCAUACCAGGUAGUGAUUCAGCCGGUCAUGAUGCUCUCGAUGGUGCAGCUGUAGAACUUUUUGAGGAUCUGAGGACCCAUGCCAAAUCUUUUCGGUCCUGAAGGGGAAAGGUUUGGUCGUGCCCUCUUCAUGAUUGUUUUGGUGUGUUUGGACCAUGAUAGAUUGUUGGUGAUGUGGACACCAAGGAACUUGAAACUCUCGUAGGGAUGGUGCCAUCUCUCCAGAGAUGUUCGAUCGGGUUCAAGACCGGGCUCUGGCUGGGCCACAUAAGGACAUUCAGAGACGUGUCCCAAUGCCACCCCUGCGUUGUCUUGGCUGUGGUCUUAGGGUCGUUGUCCUGUUGGGAGGUGAACCUUCACCCCAGUCUGACGUCCUGACCGCUCUGGAGGAGGAUUUCAUCAAAGGUUCUCUACUUUGCUCUGUUCAUCUUUCUCUCGAUCCUGACUAGUAUCCCAGUCCCUUCCACUGAAAAACAUCCCCACAGCAUGAUGCUGCCACCACCAUGCUUCACCAUAGGGAUGGUGCCAGGUUUCCUCCAGACGUGACACUUGGCAUUCAGGCCAAAGAGUUUAAACUUGGUUUCAUCAAACCAGAGAAUGUUGUUUCUCAUGGUCUGAGAAUCCUUUAGGUCCCUUUUGGCAAAUUCCAAGCGGGCUGUCGUGCUUUUUACUGAGUGGCUUCUGUCUGGCCACUCUACCAUAAAGGCAUGAUUGGUGGUGCUGCAGAUGGUUGUCCUUCUGGUAGUUUCUCCUAUCUCCACAGAGUAACUCUGGAGCUCUGUCAGAGUGACCAUCGGGUUCUUGGUUACCUCCUUGAUCAAGGCCCUUCUCACCCGAUUACUCAGUUUGGCCAGGCGGCCAGCUUUAGGAAGAGUCUUGUUGGUUCCAAACUUCUUCCAUUUAAGAAUGAUGGAGGCCACUUUUGUGUUCUUGGGGACCUUCAAUGCUGCAGAAAUGUUUUGGUACCCUUCCCCAAAUCUGUGCCUCUACACCAUCCUGUCUCUGAGCUCUACGGACAAGUCCUUCAACCUCAUGGCCUGGUUUUUGCUCUGACAUUUACUGUCAACUGUGGGACCUUAUAUAGACAGGUGUGUGCCUUUCCAAAUCAUGUCCAAUCAAUUUAAUUUAACACAGGUGGAAUCCAAGUUGUAGAAACAUCUUAAGGGUGAUCAAUGGAAACAGGAUGCAACUGAGCUCAGUUUUGAGUCUCAAUGGAUCUGAAUAGUUAAGUAAUUAAUGUAUUUUUCAGUGGUUUUUGCAAACAUUUCUAAAAAACUGUUUUCGCUUUGUCAUUGUGAUAUUGUGUGUAGAUUGAGGAAAACAUUUAAAUUAAUCGAUUUUAGAAUAUGGCUGCAACAGUAAUAAAAUGAGGAAAAAGUGAAGUGGUCUGAAUACUUUCUGAAUGCACUGUAUAUUAGGAUAUGCACUUGCUGUUGAUAUACUUGAUUCCAGGCCUGUUAUAUUAUAGUUACAUGCAUAGUGCUUUGUGAGUUGUUACUGAGAGGUUUAAUUAGAACAGGCGCCAUAUAUCUACGUUGUGGUUUUUCGACAAGCGCCAGACACCUGUGAGAAUCCUUACAUCAGUUGAUUGAGGAUUCCCUGUGUCAUGUAAACGUCUUCCCACCGUGAAAUGGUUGCCAAUCAACUUCACACGGACACCCUGGAAUGUGGUCAUGUCAUUAUACUGUAGCUAAACAAGAGCUGUUGCUGAAGCUGCGCGCUCGGUGCCUUGGUUUGGAGCGCUUGGAAACCAACCACUGUAGACCGUGAACCAAUCAGGGAGCAAUAAGCGGGACCAGCCGCUUGGCCUCGUGAACAGUCGUUGUUACUUAUUCAACCGGCAAACUGCCUCACUACAAUGCUUGGGAACAAAAUAUGCUACAAUGCUCAAACCAUUGCGGACGUGGAUUAAAGGGAUCGCUUCACUCAUUCGAAGACUUUUGAGUUUUCACACAUAAUGCCUUAUAUUACGUUUUUGUUCUUACUUUUUUGCUUGAUACUUAUCGGGGAAUGCCGAAAGCACAAAAGUAGGAAAAGGCGGUGGUCCGGGGCGGUGGAAUCUUACAAGCAUGGCGCGUAAGUACCUGGAUCCUUACCCUUUUUGAGAGUCCAUCCAAAUGUGUUUCCAUCUUUCACUCUUUCGUUUGCACUUUAAAACAACUGGAGGUCUUCAUGCCAUCCCCUUUCUUUGUUUCUUGGGUUAAAUUCCACACUUGUGGAACCCUACGUUCCGUUUGAUGUAGCCUAAUACUGGGCUAUUUAUUCGACCUCAUUUUUUACAUUGAAAAUGAUUUAUGGCUCGUUUCAGUAAUGUUAAACCCGUUAGUCGUUGACACGGAGACUGUAUGCAAAUAUUAGCCUCCGUGGGUUGGACUCGAACACGCACGGUGUCCGUGCGUAAAGAUGACCCAGAGCGCAGUGCGCAUAUGAUGGAAGGAUGCAAUCAAUGGAUGGACUCUGCAUGAGCAGAGAUGUCAUGAAUCAUCACUAUCUGCAAGUGUGAUCAUCCAUGCCAUUCAUCUGAAUUUUGCAUCAUUAUUCUGCAUCGUGCUUCACUGACUUGUGCCGUUCUCCCCUUCAGAUGACCAGUGAUGUGUUCCGUCAUUGUUAAUAAUCGUAUCUGUGAAAUGCGAGGCGAUCCCACUGCGAGACUGUUCAAUGACACAAAGCUCUCAAAUGCACUUGAAGUAGGCUUCAGUAAGGGCAGAACAUGGUUCAUGUAAUCUGCAAGAUUGAACAGAUUUAACAGUUCCAUGGGGACAGUGGAUUAAUCGGGUUCUCAGGAUCCCCCGCUGUAUUACAAGUAGCUAACCAAUUAUGUUAUUCUUGUAUAUUUAGUUAUAACAUGAGACAUUUUUGUCCAGUUGACAGUUAUAGGAUUACAAUUACAAAUCAACCCCUAUAGCAUGAAGUGGCAGGGGACAAUGUGUGGUUCAUUAUUAACUCUUGUGUUGUUUUAACAUUCUGUAUACUCCCCUUGUCCUAAGGGUAAAAAAAAAUGACCCACCUUCACUAAACCCCUAAAAUAAAGCAUCUUAGUUGAAUUUUAAACCCCAAAUCUAUUUUGCAUGAAGAAACAACCUCUUCACAAUGCAGAACGAUUGCAUUUAAAUCAGUGGACAUCACUGGGUUUUAUUACAACACACCCUUCAUAAUAGUUUUUUUUUUGCUAAAGUAGAGGUUAAUUAUUAUUAUUGCUAAAGGUACUGCAUAGGUGUAAACAUUACUUUUUUUUAGCAAGAGGUAGCACUUGUAUAGCCUAAGAAAGUAGCAGAUAUGUGCAGAAAGUAGUUUUGAAUGCAUUUUAUUGAAGGGAAACAAUAACAAUUCGCAUAUACUGUACAAUGAGGAAUUCAACUACAAAAUACUAGUCUUCUCCCAUUUUAACCAUUGCCCCCACCCACAAGGUGUAUAAACAACAACAACAAAUAAGAAUAAAAUAAGAUAAUUGAUACAAAACAAAAACUUGAAGAACAUAAAUCAAUCAACUGUAAUUAGCACAUGUAGGACAGUAUGCAAGUGUGUGUGCAUGGACUUUGCAGAUGUAUUUCUCCCAUGUGCAGCACAUAGUAUUAGUUUCACAGUCCUUUGGGGGCAGAAUUGGCAUCUCCUCCUCUUGCCUGGCCCAGCGGCAGCCUCAGGUGGAUCAGGACAAGAUUCAGCCCCGUGAACAGCGUUCACAAGCGCUGUAGAGGCUGCUGCACGGGGGACGCGCUCCCUUCUUUGAAUGUGUGGGGUUACAAGUGCCUUUCCCAGCUUCGCCAGGAACUCCCUCCUCUUGUUCCGCUUAUCAGGCAUCCAGGUAGUGCUGAACUUGUUCCAUAUCACAAAGGCAUUGUAUGAGGACACAUCAAUGAUGUUAUGGAAGAUGGGGCCAGCGGGCAGUCAUCCUCCUGCAGCUGUAAGUUCCAAUAACCUUGCCUAGGUUGUCCACACCUCCUUUGUUGUGGUUGUAGUCCAGGAUGAUGGCUGGCUUCCUGUCCUCACGAUCACGGAUCUCAGCUGUUUUCCGCAGUGUGCUCAGGAGGACCACAUUCUUGUGGUAAGAAACUAGAGUGGUGGUGGGGGUGAAGGCAAACUUUGAUGAGAAGGCCUCUCUCCCCCUUGUUGCGAGGGGUGCAGGUGGGAGCUGUUAACUGUGGGAGGUGCAGGUGCAGGUGGGAGCUUUUAACUGUGCCAACCAUGGUGAUUUUCCUCUUCAGGAGCUGCUGGCUGAGUUCAUAAGAGGUGAAGAAAUUGUCACACGUGACAUUGUGCCCCCUCAGUCCAUCUGUGACAUCAAGCACAACCCACAUCCACUGGUUCCUCUCCAGGCCUCCGGUGGUCGGCUUCCCUGUGAAGACUUGCAUCUUCCAAACAUAGCUGGAUUGUGCGUCAAAGGCCACCCAUAUCUUGAUGCCAUACUUUGCUGGCUUGCUGGGUAAAAGAGAUUACUAUCAGUAAUUAGUAUCAGUGUCACAGAAAACAAACACAUAAAUCAAGGAUAUUACAGCAAUACAUAAUAAAAUUAACACUGAAAAUCACUUACAUUACAGAUAUGAAAAUAAAAAUGUACCUCUGAAUGGAACCAGUUGCUCAUCCACUGUUACUUCAGGCCCAGAGUUGUAGAGGUAUGGCUCCACCCACUUCUCCCAGACUUGCAGGUCUUGACUCACGGUUAUCAAAUCAUACCAUUCUUGAGAAAGUGUGAAAGACUUUCAGUUGCAUCGUGGCACGGAAAAAAUCGCCCUUCCACACUCUGAAUCGCAGAGACUACAUGUAGCCUCGCCUCGGGACCUAUACACACCCAAUGUAGGCACGCAGGUCAAUCUCAUCCAUCCCUUUCCAGUUGUCUCCAUAUUUACGGAAACCCUCCAAAUCUGAUCUACUACCUGUAUGUGCACUCAUGGCUUUAGCAAAGAGAGAACUGGGGAGACUGUCAUCUGCAGCACCUUUAGAGCCUCUGACUGCAUUCCCCAUUAGUAAACAUUGCUUUCAAGAAAUGUUUAUUUUGUCUGAAAUGUUUAUUUUGACUGAAAUGGUUUUUAUUUGUCUGUGAACUUGAGUCAUGUGUGGGGUCAUGGAGUGGAGAUGCUGCACAUGCACAUUAAAGUUUUUGUUUUCUCUGAGUUCGA
Molecule: messenger RNA, 8437 nt
Organism: Oncorhynchus kisutch (coho salmon)
Lineage: Eukaryota; Metazoa; Chordata; Actinopteri; Salmoniformes; Salmonidae
Product: ubiquitin-conjugating enzyme E2, J1
Exons: 8
Coding region: 322-1263 (313 amino acids)
Source: RefSeq, a predicted model, not a curated record